UCAAACGAACUUGUCGGUGUUGUUGUCUCCGCCCUUCUGCAGGCUGUGAUGAAAAUGGAUCAGGACGAAAAUAAGGAGAAUAUAUUAUUGAUAAACAAUAAUGUAAAUGUAAACACGACGAUGAAGCCGAGUAAAAAGAUGCCUGACAUUGAAGAGUUCCAGUUCUUGAAGCCAAUCAGUCGUGGAGCCUUUGGAAAAGUAUUUCUGGGGUGUAAAAAGGACAACCAGAAUCAGUUAUAUGCCAUCAAAGUAGUCAAGAAGUCGGACAUUGUGCACAAGAACAUGGUCGAACAGGUGAUUACAGAGAGGGAUGCAUUGGCCAGGACCAAGAGCCCAUUCUGUGUACAGCUUUAUUAUUCCCUCCAGACGACCUCCAAUGUGUUUCUGAUAAUGGAGUACCUCAUUGGUGGUGACUUGAAAUCUCUCCUUACCAUCUAUGGCUACUUUGAUGAGCUAAUGGCCAUAUUUUAUGCUGCAGAGUUAGCCCUGGCCCUUGACUAUUUACACAGCCAUGGUAUAGUUCAUAGAGAUGUGAAGCCUGACAACCUUUUGCUGGACAAUAAAGGUCACCUCAAACUGACUGACUUUGGGCUAAGCAGAAUUACUCUCCACAAAGACAUAUCUGCCAACACACCAACUACUAUGCGAUCUGGGAUGAACUACAUGAGAACUCCUGGCCAGAUUCUCUCCCUCACUUCCCACUUGUCAUUUAAAUCAGAGGACAGCAACAGUACCUUAGGCAGUCCAAGCUUGAGUGACCGGAGUGCCUCCAGCAUGGCCAGUGUGCGACGAGCGUCCCUCAGAGGCCACACUGUUAGUCGUCUGUCAUACAGAGCUUCAGGAGGCACACCAGUUAGUAUAACACAUGGUUCUUACAUCAGUCCAACCACACGAGAGAGGAAGAACAGCAUCCCUAUUCCAGCAAUUGCAUUAACUCCUACUAUCAGUAAAGCCCUGGCUCAUUCACAAAGAACUCCAACUUCAUCCACUGGUCUGGCAGAUUUAAAAAAGCAAUUCCUUUUUGCAAGUGACUGCACUCCUAUAAAACAAAGUGAGAUUGAAGUAACUAAAAAUAACUCGUGUAUAUGCGAUCAUGCCUCACAAAAGUGUCAUUCCCCAGGUAGAUCAUCAAUUAAAUCUCCCAUGAUAUGUCCUUCACCAAAAGAAGGAGACAUCACUAGUGACUUUGAUGUGUCUGGGUCCAGUGUAGGGCAUGUGAGUGGAAUAGACCCCUUAUCUGUGUAUCCUGCAGGGGAUAACAGUCUUGAAGAUAUCAAGGAGGAGCUCUCUGGAGAUCUGAAGUCAUCAGAUGCAUCAAAUAUUAGCACCAGUUCACCAAAUAAAUGUUCUACCAAUAAUAAAGGCCUGAACUUCUUAAUGGUAGCUCACACACCUGUUAAAAUAUCAACAGACUUACAGAGGAACUCACAAAGAGAUUCCAGCGUUGUUAUGCACGAGCACAGUGUAAAACAGCAUCCUGAUGAUAGUGUCCAUAAUAUCAACAAGGCUGAGAAGGAAGGUCAUAAAUCCUUGGGCACACAUCAAGACAGAACUACAGAAGUAAUAGUUGGUCGCACAGUUAGUGAAAGUGAGGACAUGCUCGGGCUUAUCGUCAGGAGACGUAAUCGUACAUCCACUGAAUACAGUGACGUCUUCCCAGAAGAAAUGGUAAAUAAUGAGACAGACAGUGGAGAUGUCUUUGGAACAUUUUUGCCAAAACAUCUUGCACCAACUGUAGAGACAGAAGACAUGAAGGCUCCAGAUAAGUGCCAUCCUAGACUACGUGCAUUAUCACAGCUUACCCAUCAUGUGUCACCAGUAGGAAACCCAACUAUGAAUAUGUCUGCAAUGUCUAAUGUUGUCUUCUCUAGACAAAUAGCCACAAGCUCACCACUUCCUUCAAAUUUUGGAAUGAGUGAGGAGGAAACAGAUUGUUCGCAUGCAAAUAUUGGAGGACAUUCUGGAUUACUUGAUAGCAUACUACCAACAUGUGAAACCCAAAAGUCCCCAAGAAGCAUUAAGGAUAUGUCCAGUAAAGAAGUACUUAACCCUGAGCACACUACAGAAUUUACUCUAUCGUUACAAAGUAGUGCCUGUGAGCGGAAGGAAAGUACUAAACUGGAAGAAUGUAUUAGUCUUGGUGAAGGAAAUCAUUCUAGUAUCACCACAUCUCACAGUUCAGGAAACUUCAAGAUUCCCUCACAGGCGAGAGGUAUUAAGCGUCCCAUAGGAUCUAGUAAUGCCAGCCCUCCUGCAAAUCCUACAAGAAUGGCUCCCUCUACAGGGCUUACAGGAAACUUUGAAGUCUUGCAAGUUGCCAAUUCAGUCCCUAAAAGACAAGAUGUGAAGAGAAGUCCACAUCCCAUAGUUGGACUAAAGUAUAAUCAAGACCACAGCAAUGAGAGCACUAGUAUUACUGUUAAUGAAGGAACCAGGGAUAUCAGUAGACAAGAUAUAUAUGAGAGUGAGAUGAAGGAAGCAGCCCAAGGGAGCAGUGAAGUGUUCCACCAGCAUAAUGACAACCAAGUCAAUGAUGCAGCUAAUGACAAGCUGGUUAGGUGGUACAGUGAAAGUGACAUAAGCGCUGAUAAUCCAGAAAGGGAGCCUGUUUGCACGGCUGACCCAAGCACUCCCGGUAAUGUCUCAUUACACAACCACCAAUCACAGCUCUUCUUCAGUUACCACACACCUGCCAGGAUACCUAGUGUUGCAGGCACUCCACACCAGGAACUUGGCCAAACGCCACUACGUCCUCCUAAAAGUGUCAGGAGAGGAGCACAUCCUGUUGGUUCUGAAUCUCGAAUCUUGGGCACUCCUGACUAUUUGGCUCCUGAACUUCUGUUACAUCUUGGACAUGGGCCAGCAGUCGACUGGUGGGCCCUGGGAGUUUGCCUUUUUGAGUUCAUGACUGGUGUCCCACCAUUCAAUGAUGAAACUCCCGAGGCAGUGUUUCAUAACAUUCUCCAUCGAGAUAUUCCUUGGCCUGAGGGUGAUGAGGCAUUAUCUGAAGCUGCUAUUGAAACUGUGGACAGGCUCUUGGCUUAUGACCCAAAACUGCGUGCAGAUUUUGAAGCCAUCAAGCACAGCUCUUUGUUUUCUUGCAUCAAUUGGGCCAACCUGAUGGAUAUCCAAGCUCCUUUUGUGCCUCAGCCAGAUGAUGCAAUGGACACCACCUAUUUUGAAGCUCGCAAUAAUAUCCAGCAUCUCACCGUAUCUAACUUUGAUUUGUGAAGUGAAAAGUAGACAUGAUCAUCCUGCCCAAAAAAUAAAGGUUAGUUUGAUCCAGACAGGACCACUGUUCUAGCCACAUACAAAGAUAUAAAGUUACUCUAAAUUAUUUCAAAAACAGCAUGUCAUAUAUUUAAUAACACAGUACUGCUUGUGAAUACUGUAUAAUUAUACAAUGUUUCACGGGUUAUAUAAUGUUAAAUGUAAAAGGAAACUCAUCCUUUUCCCCCAACAAUGAAUAAAAUUUUCUGUUUGUAAUAUUAGUAAUAUAUUGUAUACUGUAAUCAGAAAUAAUGUGUAUCUUACCAAGAAUAUAUUUUUGCAGUGUUUCAGUGACUGUGUAGAUAAGAAAUAUUGUAUGAGAUUAUUUAAAAUGUGUUAGUGUUGUAAUUUGUAGAUUUUUCUUUGUAAUCCUGGUACAUUUGUAAUUUUACCUUCCUUUGAAGAGGUCAUUACAGGUAUACUGUAAUUAUGAUAUACAGGGUAUAACUGAGUUUUUAAAGCAUCUUAUAUACUGCAUAUAUAAUCUUUGCAUUAUCUUAUCUUUCAUUUAGAAGAUAUCUCCCAUUUCUCCUACUAGCAAACAGCUCUUUAAUCUGUUACUGUUUUUCACUUUUUGAGGAACCAACAAGGAUAAAAUCUACUCAUGAAAUGUCUUCCUCAUUAAAUAAGCCUUCUUAUCUUCAUUCCAUUGUUGUUGUCUGCUAAGAGGAGAUGUCGGGUAAAAUCUGUCAAGGGAGACGACUUUUAUGCUUUUUUUUUAUGUGAAUCCAGUUUCUAUGCAUGCAGUUGAUGACGUGCUAGGCUGUGUGAUUUGUUGUGUACAGUGUACUCUCGAUUUAACGGAAUCACAUAUAAAAAACUUGAUUUAGCGGAAGGAAUUUUUUCCGUUAUUUUUCACUUGAUUUAGUGAACUAGUUCACUAAAUUUUAGAUUAAUUGCGUUAAUAUGCUCACACCUAUGGAGACACCUCAGACACAUGAUAUGCACAUAGAAACAUUAUUCAUGGCUUAUCUUAAACUAGGGGGUUCGGUGUUUGUUUUCAAUUUUUACUAUACUGUACCUGCAAUUUCCAAACCUUUUUCCAAUUGAUAGCUGUACUCUUUUGACUUUCUCUCCCACACCAGUUCCUUUCUGAGACUUCUGAGAGACUUUCGACAUGAUGCCUAAGCACAGUAGUCAGUUGACCGAGAGGUAGCAGUGGACAACACAUGCGGUGGCGGCAGGACACAGACUGAGCAGAUGUAAACAAAUCCCAUGCACCAAGCAGCGCAUUUGGCUUGGAAUUUAAUGGAAUGAUUUUCAAUUUAGCAAACUAGUUCAUUAAAUUUAGCAAAAUUAGCGGAAAUUUCGAUUUAACAGAAAGGGGUGGCUCAAAUUAGUUUGUUAAAUCAAGAAAAUACUGUAUUACUCCUUGUGUUUGGCAUGGAAAAUGUCCGUAAAAUAAUGGGGAUGAUGAGGGAGGAAUGAUUUGUGAUGAAAUUCCUUCCUUUAAAUUCCAUGUGCUAAAUGGUAUUUUUGUGAGGAGGAGUCUCUAUCAUAGAUUAGAACACAGUUCUAUUUACAAAAAUACUGGUGUGACCAAAUAUCACAAUCUUGAUAGCAACAUCUGACCACAGCUCACCUCCCGUCACCUACAUGCUAUGUACAGUAUGUUAUGAAUUUGGGGAAUGUCUUGCCACCAGUAAGUUAUUACCCCAGAACUGAGGUGCAUAUGCUUUGAAGGUGGCUUGAAAUAUACCUGUGUGAUAGGGAGGCAGACCUAGCUGUAAAAUUAUGGAAAUUAGUCUGCAAUUUAUUGCCUGGAUGGGUUAUUCACUAAACUCUGCAUGAUAGAAAUUUACUGUCUUGAGAAUGUUUGAGUUAAAGUAAAUGUGCAGGUUGUCCCUGAUUUACGAAGGUUCUGUUUACGAAAAUUAAAAGUUAUGAAAAAUUUAACUUCUCCAAUGAUUAAACUUAUUAGCACUCUCAGGAUCACCUGAAAUUUAUAUAACGAGGCUGUCACAGGAUCACUUUUCCGUCUUCAAAAUGACCAGAAAUCGCAGAGAUUUUUUUUCCUGAGCACUAUUCGUGACUACGAUAUAUUCAAAUAUUUAUUCAAAUGAUGCCUUUCUGUGUAAAAAAAGGCUGGGAAAUCAUAUGAAACCCUCAAAAAUAUAAUAAAAUAAAAUAAUAAAUCGAAGCCAUUUUGACAAGUAUAAGUGAAAAGUGAGUUUACUGUUGAUUCCUCUUGGCACUGUACCCACAUCAUUGCAUCAGUCAGUAUAAAAUGCAUGGCAAGAAAGAGCAAAUACGAGAAAGAUGUGGUGUAAUCAGAAAAAAAUAUAAUGUAAAAAGUAACAGUUACAGAAUAAAAAAUAAAAAUAAU
Messenger RNA from Homarus americanus (American lobster), 5596 nucleotides. It is a transcript of the gene gwl, whose product is annotated as serine/threonine-protein kinase greatwall-like. The record is from RefSeq and is a predicted model, not a curated record. Gene Ontology annotation, cellular component: nucleus. NCBI's taxonomy places the organism in Eukaryota, Metazoa, Arthropoda, Malacostraca, Decapoda, Nephropidae. The coding region runs from base 49 to 3231 and encodes 1060 amino acids. Gene Ontology annotation, biological process: intracellular signal transduction; peptidyl-serine phosphorylation. The transcript has 16 exons. Gene Ontology annotation, molecular function: protein serine/threonine kinase activity; ATP binding.